CCCAUUUCAGACUCAGUAAUGGCAUCUCCUUCCUUUACUCUUCUCUCUUCUACGGUCCCAGCGGCAAUCAAAUGAAAAAAAAAGGAAAAUAAAAAUAGAGCAAAGUCUAAUUGUCUUGCUUAUCAAGAAACUCUGACCCUGACGAAGUCAAACCCGGCAGCGAUCACCCGUUUUCUCAUUUCAUUCUCGUGUUCCCUUUAUCUGAUUAUUAGUUCCUUUGAAUUGGGGAAAAAAAAAACCCAGAUCAUAACCAAUGGUACUGCCAUUGUUGAAGUUAGGAACUUUGGCCUUAAAAACUCUGAGUAAGCCUGUGGCCGCUAGGCUCAAGAAACAAGCUGCGUAUGCCCCUAGGUUCCGCGAGUUCAUCGUCGCCAUUGCUCAGGCAAACCAUCGAAUCACAACUAGAAUGCAAAGGCGCAUUUACAGUCAUGCAACUGAUGCUGCGAUACGCCCCUUGGAUGAGGAGAAAGCUGUGCAGGCUGCUGUAGAUCUUAUGGGGGAGCUUUUUGUCUUCACGGUUGCUGGAGCUGUCUUGAUCUUUGAAGUUCAAAGAAGUUCUAGGUCGGAAGCCAAGAAGGAGGAAGCACGCCGAAAAGAUUUGGAGGCAAUGAAGCAAAGAAAUGAAGAACUAGCAACACAAGUAGAACUUCUCAGGCAUAAACUUGAAGAACUGGAGCAACUUGCUAAGCGACAGGGACUCAGUGGUAUUUUCAAAUUGAAACCUGCUAAUAUGGAGGGGGAAAAAUUGGCCAAAGCAGCUUGAUGUAAACGGGAGACUCGACAAAUAAGUUGAACACUAAUUUAUUUAUACAGUUUCUCUGAUCAACCCCUCCAUUAAGGGAAUCAUUCUUCUUUUUCAUUCUUUUCAACAUCGAGGCAUCUUUUUGGACUGUAUUCUGGUUUCACUUGUUCAUUAAAAAGAUUAUAAAGAUAGAGAUUAUAUCAAUGAUGAUUUAAAGAGUUUAUAAUCAAGGAUGUGGGUUGGCAUGGUCUGCUAAUUCACCUUAUAUGAA
Gossypium raimondii (Peruvian cotton) is the source of this 1013-nucleotide messenger RNA. Its product is annotated as OPA3-like protein. Lineage: Eukaryota; Viridiplantae; Streptophyta; Magnoliopsida; Malvales; Malvaceae. The coding region runs from base 254 to 763 and encodes 169 amino acids. Gene Ontology annotation, biological process: regulation of lipid metabolic process. The record is from RefSeq and is a predicted model, not a curated record. Gene Ontology annotation, cellular component: mitochondrion. The transcript has 4 exons.